This is a messenger RNA of Notothenia coriiceps (black rockcod), 3073 nucleotides long. RefSeq names its product neurofilament heavy polypeptide. Gene Ontology annotation, molecular function: structural constituent of postsynaptic intermediate filament cytoskeleton. Gene Ontology annotation, cellular component: neurofilament; axon. Gene Ontology annotation, biological process: axon development; intermediate filament bundle assembly. NCBI's taxonomy places the organism in Eukaryota, Metazoa, Chordata, Actinopteri, Perciformes, Nototheniidae. The record is from RefSeq and is a predicted model, not a curated record. The transcript has 4 exons. Bases 29 to 2431 code for a protein of 800 amino acids.
CUCUGCAGUCACAUCUCAUCCAGCCAAGAUGAGUUUCACAGCAGAGCACCACCUCUACGGCCUGUCCUCGUACCGCAAGGCUCGGCCUUCCUCCGGGUCCUCCAGCGGCUUCCACUCCCAGCGCCGCCGCCUCACCUACAGCCAGCCGCCCUCCGCAGACAGCCAGGACAACUUCGGCGGAGACAUGACUCGCAGUAACGAGAAGGAGAUCCUGCAGACUCUCAAUGACAGAUUCGCCGGCUACAUCGACAAGGUGCGCAACCUGGAAAUGCACAACCGCAACUUGGAGGCAGAAGCCGAAGCUCUGCGACAGAACCAGGCUGGGCGCAGCUCGGUUGGAGAGCAUUACGAGAGAGAGCUGGUCGACCUUAGGGGUCUCCUGCAGCAGCUGACCGGGGAGAAAGCCCGCGCUGCCCUGGAGCACGACCACCUGGAUGAAGACAUCCAGCACCUGCAGGCCCGGCUCGACGAAGAGGCACGAAACCGGGAGGAGAUGGAUGCUGCCGCGCGCACCAUGAAAAAGUAUGUGGAAGAGUGCCGCUUGACGCGUACGGAGCUGGACAAGAAGCUUCGCGCCCUGGAAGAGGAGGGCGUUUUCCUGAAGAAGAACCACGAGGAAGAAGUGGCGGAGCUUCUCGAGCAGAUUCACGGUGCACAGGUGAGCUUUGACAUGCGGGACACGAUGAAGAGUGACGUGACGGGCGCACUGCGAGAGAUCCGCGCGCAGCUGGACGUCCAUGCAUCCAAGAGCUCAACACAAGCCGAAGAAUGGUUUAAAGUGCGCAUGAACCGUCUGUCUGACGCUGCUCGCACCAACCAUGAUGCAAUUCGUGGAAGCCAGGAAGAGAUUGGAGAGUACCGCCGUCAGCUCCAGAGCCGCACCAUCGAGCUGGAGACUCUUCGGGGAACCAAGGACUCCCUGGAGAGGCAGCGUAUGGAGUGUGAAGACAGACACCACGAUGACCUCAACUCCCUACAGGUGACCAUUAAUCACCUGGACAACGAGCUGAAAACCACUAAAUGGGAGAUGGCCAGCCAGCUGAAGGACUACCAGGAGCUGCUGAAUGUGAAGAUGGCUCUAGAUAUUGAGAUUGCUGCUUAUAGGAAGUUACUGGAGGGAGAGGAGAAUCGCUUUGUUUCAGGAGCAAGUCCCUACUCUUACCUCGAGAGCAGAAUCUCUUCCCACUUGAAGAUGAAAGCAGAGGACAUCUCAGAUACAGUCAUCGUGGAGGAACAGACCGAUGAGACCCAGGUGACGGAGGUCACAGAGGAGGCAGAUGAGGAUGAAGAUGAGGGAGAAGAGAAAGAGGAAGGAGAGGGAGAAGAGGAAGAAAAAGAUGAGGAAACCAAAGAAGAUGAGGAAGAAGGAGAGGGAGAAGAUAAGGACGAGGAAGGAGAGGGAGAAGAAGACAAGGAGGAAGAUAAGGAAGAAGAAGGGAAGGGAGAGGAAGACGAGGCAGAUGAGGAAGAAGAUAAGUCAACAUCUCCAGACAAGAAGGGAUCUCCUCAGCCUAAAUCUCCAGUAUCCAAAUCACCAGCACCCAAAUCCCCGGCUAAGUCCCCUGCAGUGAAAUCCCCCGCAGGAGCAGAGUCAAAGUCCCCUGAGUCCAAAUCCCCUGAAUCCAAGUCUCCUCGUCCCUCAACCCCUGAAUCCAAGUCUCCUCGUCCCUCAACCCCUGAAUCCAAGUCUCCUCGUCCCUCAACCCCUGAAUCCAAGUCUCCUCGUCCCUCAACCCCUGAACUGAAGUCCCCAGAAAAAGAGAAGGCCGAGCCCGCCGCCACUAAAGAAACCCCAGAAGAGAAGAAAGAGGAGAAGCCUCAGCCUGUCAAGGAGGAAAAGAAGGAGAAAGAAGAGACCGUGAAGGAAGAGAAGAAGCCAGAGCCCAAGGAGAAAGAGCCCGAGAAGGAAGAGAAGAAGGAAGAGCCCAAGGAGAAAGAGCCCGAGAAGGAAGAGAAGAAGCCGGAGCCCAAGGAGAAAGAGCCCGAGAAGGAAGAGCCCAAGGAGAAAGAGCCCGAGAAGGCAGAUAAGCCUGAUGCUAAGAAAGAGAGCAAGGCAGAGGACGCUUCCAAACCUGCAGCUGCCAGCAAGCCCUCAGAGGACAAGCCCAAGUCUGAGCCUAAAGAGAGCGCUCCCCCCGCCAAGGAGGAGAAACCCGCUGCUCCUCAAUCUGAGAAGACCGAGCCCGAGACAAAGCCUGCAUCUAAAGCAGAGCCCGAGAAAACCGAUAGCAAGAAGGACGAGAAGAAGCCAGAAGAGAAGGCCGCACCUAAAGCCGAACCCGAGAAAACCGACAGCAAGAAAGACGAGAAGAAGCCCGAGGCUAAAAAGGAGGCUGUUAAAGAUGAGAGCAAGGAAGUGAAGGAUGAAGGGAAGCAGGAGAAAUCCUCUGGCACCGAGGCAAAGGACAAGGAAGAGAAAGCCAAGAAGUAAAAGGGGUAAGCUGUGAUUGAAGGCACAAAGGGAGGAGGAAGUGGAGAUGCCAAAGAACUAUGAGAAGUGAAGGAAGGCAGGGUAACGAGCGGGAGUGAGAAGCUUGAUGCUCCCAGCUGUUCAGAUGGACGCCUUAAUGUCCAAAGUAAAGCAGGUUAUGGUAUAAGCAAUAGUGAUUUCUGUAGCAAAUAACCCCCAGCACCCUGAGUAUGGCCAUUACCCACCGCCCCCUCCCCUCGAGCUUCUGAUGUAUGACUGUAGUGAAUGCUCUAAACUCUUUAUCUGAAUGUGAAAACUAAAUAACGAGUGCAUUUAAAAUAAAUCCCGCUGAGGGGAAAUUGCUGAGAUGUCAAACAAAUUUCAAGUGAGAGAUUUUGACAGAUAUUAUAUAUAUAUAUAUAUUAACAAGUAUAUUUAAAGAGAUACAAAUGUCUAUAUUAUAUUUACACAUACAUCAGUAAGAAAGACUUGAAUUUAUGCUUGUUGUGCACCGUGCUGCUGCUGCUGCUUCUCCUGAAAGGUGAACUGCAGCGUCUCACUUCUCUGGUCUGCAAUGCUAGGACAAUGAUGACUAUGUGUUAUGUACUAACUGCUGAGAAUAUGCAAUAUGAAACAGAUAAAUAAAGAAUGAUAUCAAAUACA